AUGUUCAGUUCUGGUUUCAAGUCGCAAUUUAUAGGCGGUCAGAAAGAGAAAUUUGUAAGGUUGGAAGACUUGGACUCAAGGUACUCAUUUCGAUCUGAUAUGGCUGCAAAGAACAGAUGUGGAUUUAGUUUAGAGGGACUGACAGCUCCUGUCCGUUCUAAUAAUAACAGUGCAUCAAAGUCAUUUAAAGUAGGAAUCCAAAGAGGAUCUGAAGGACUCCUUACCUUUGGCCGAUCGCUAAGAUCUGGAGUCACAAGGGCAGUAUUCCCUGAGGAUCUCAAAGUUUCUGAGAAGAAGAUAUUUGAUCCUCAAGACAAGUCCCUCUUGUUUUGGAAUAGGCUUUUGGUCAUAUCCUGUAUUAUUGCAGUAUCUGUAGAUCCAUUAUUUCUUUAUCUUCCUAUUUUCCGGAGUGAUGAAAUGUGCCUUCAUAUAGAUGAAAGUUUGGCAUACACAACCACAACUCUGAGGACGAUAAUUGAUUCCUUUUACCUUAUUCGUAUGGUUCUCCAAUUCCGAACAGCUUAUAUCGCCCCGUCAUCUCGAGUGUUUGGGCGAGGUGAACUUGUAAUAGAUCCCACACAAAUUGCUAGCAGAUAUCUUCAUCGUUAUUUUACCGUGGAUUUUCUCUCAGUGCUACCUCUACCUCAGAUCGUGGUAUGGAGAUUUCUUUACAGAGCAAAAGGCUCAGAUGUAUUGGGAACAAAACAAGCAUUAGUGAUCAUUGUAUUUAUCCAAUAUAUUCCCAGGUUCAUGCGAUUUAUACCUCUAACUUCAGAGUUGAAGAAGACUGCCGGAGUCUUUGCAGAAACUGCAUGGGCUGGUGCCGCGUACUAUUUAUUGUGGUUUCUACUUGCCAGUCAUAUAUGUGGGGCCUUCUGGUAUCUAUUGGCUGUGGAACGCAAAGAUGCAUGCUGGGAGAAAGCUUGUGAAGAAAGUGAAAAGUGUAAUAUAAACUUUUUGUAUUGUGCUCGAGAGGGAUUUUCAAGUAUGGCAGAAUGGAGAAACAUCAGUCGGACUGUUCUUGACCCAAAAUGUGAGAUAAAUGAUGAUGGAACCACACCAUUUAAGUAUGGUAUAUAUGCACAAGCUCUAUCAUCUGGUAUUCUUGAAUCUGAGAACUUCGUCUCAAAAUACUUCUAUUGUCUGUGGUGGGGCCUACAAAAUUUGAGUACACUUGGUCAGGGGCUUGUAACCAGUACUUAUCCUGGAGAGGUUCUGUUUUCCAUUGCAGUUGCCAUUUUUGGGCUCCUUCUCUUUGCUCUUCUCAUUGGUAAUAUGCAGACCUAUCUUCAAUCCCUCACAGUUCGGCUCGAGGAAAUGAGGGUCAAAAGACGCGACUCAGAGCAAUGGAUGCACCACAGAGUCCUUCCACCUGAACUGAGGGAUAGAGUGAGGCGUUAUGAUCAAUACAAAUGGCUAGAAACAAGAGGAGUAGAUGAGGAAAGCUUGGUCCAAAGUCUACCAAAAGACCUUAGGAGAGAUAUUAAGCGGCAUCUCUGCUUGAAUUUGGUCAGAAGGGUUCCUCUUUUUGCAAAUAUGGAUGAUAGAUUGCUUGAUGCCAUUUGUGAACGGCUUAAACCGAGUCUAUAUACAGAAAGUACAUAUAUAGUUCGGGAAGGCGAUCCAGUUGAUGAGAUGCUCUUUAUCAUCCGUGGUCGUCUGGAGAGUGUAACAACAGAUGGUGGCAGAUCUGGUUUUUUCAACCGUGGUUUCCUUAAAGAAGGUGACUUUUGUGGGGAGGAACUCCUCACAUGGGCUCUGGAUCCUAAAGCCGGUUCCAACUUACCCCCUUCGACCAGGACUGUAAAAGCUUUGACGGAGGUGGAGGCAUUUGCUUUGAUAGCUGAUGAAGUAAAAUUCAUCACGAGUCAGUUUAGGCGCAUUCACAGUCGACAGGUUCAGCACACGUUCCGUUUCUACUCGCAGCAGUGGAGGACUUGGGCUGCCAGCUUUAUCCAAGCCGCAUGGCGCCGGUAUUCCCGGAGGAAAAAUGCAGAACUUCGUCGGAAUGAACUUGAAGAUGAAGGUACAGACACUGAAUCAGUACCUGGUACAUCUUCCAGUUUUGGUGCAACAUUUGGUGCAACAAUGCUGGCGUCAAGAUUUGCAGCUAAUGCUAUGCGUGGAGUUCACAGGCUUCGUAAAUCAACUUCUACAAGGUUGAUGAAUUUGCCGAAGCCCCCCGAGCCCGAUUUUGAAUCUGAUUCCUAG
Molecule: messenger RNA, 2211 nt
Organism: Fraxinus pennsylvanica
Lineage: Eukaryota; Viridiplantae; Streptophyta; Magnoliopsida; Lamiales; Oleaceae
Source: the annotation of a GenBank genome assembly